CCCACUUGACAUAAUUCCAGUUGUUGACAUCAAGGAUGGUAACUUUGAUAUAGUUAUUGCUGUUACAGACAGAUUAGAAUCAUUGACAGGUAAUCUGGAGUCACUUCAAGCCCCUCUGGGAAAUUAUUCGCAGAAUGACAAAGCUUUUGACAAGCAGCCAGUUUUAAUUCUUACUGAUGCAGUGCCUUCUGGAAGACUGAUAUAUUCUGCAACUGGACCACUUGACAGAGAUUAUGAUGAUGUAAGACGCUAUGCAGAUGCUGCAGAGGCUGGUAUCAAAAGAGCCUUAAGUGCUGGGAGUAAACGUCCACUGUUAGUAUGUCCUUUGGAUCCGAGGUUUGAGAAAGCUGGGAUUGUUGCAAGCCUUGCUGUAUUGCAAGCUCUUUACGUGCCACUAGAAUUACGUGAAGCAGGAAUUGGACCUCGUGUUGAUAGCUUGGGUGUGUGGUUCAGUGACCAGAUGGACAUGGAUGAAAUUGUCAUUGUUUUAAAAGCUCUCGAAAGUGGACGUAUUGUGACACGUGACAUUGGAGGUUCAGAUCCUGAAAGAAUGGCACCUCCAAAAGUGGAAGAGUACUUACUAGAAGCUUUCUCGGGAAGUAGCAUUGUGAUAAAUGUGACCAGUGAUGUGAAUCUUUUACAGAAAGACUAUCCUCUUCUGAGUGCAGUCAAUCGAGCUGCUCAUGCGGUAGACAGACACAGAGCUCGCCUUAUUUUCAUGGAAUACACUGGUGAUGGUAACAUCAGCAAAACACUGUUCCUGGUUGGAAAG
Candidula unifasciata is the source of this 772-nucleotide messenger RNA. NCBI's taxonomy places the organism in Eukaryota, Metazoa, Mollusca, Gastropoda, Stylommatophora, Geomitridae. The record is from the annotation of a GenBank genome assembly.